CAUGCCUGCCCAGGUUUCGGCCCUACAGUGUUUUCUUUUUUGCUCGCUCCGUUCGGAGAAUUUCCCGUGCCGUUGCUGGCUCCAAACCUGCCCGUAUCCCGCCGCCAUGCCGUCCCAGCCCCCGGCAGCGUAAAGCUGCACAACCCCCGGCCGUCCCCCUCGCCUGUAGCGCCGCCUAACGCCCGUACGCGGCCCGCUAUUCCAGCCCAUCCCCCCUACACCACUACAGAGGACGGUACGUUAGCCAAACAGGAUCACCACGUUAGAAUUAGAUCCUCAUCGCGAUCCGGAUCCAGCUUUGCAGUGAUCUACACACGCGUAGAUCCAGCUAGAGUGAUCCCGCUACGGCAGAACCUGUGGAUUUCUUCAGGCCCGUGUUUGUGUGUGUGAGAGAGAGAAGGUUUGUUGUUGACGCCCCCCCCCCACUGUAUGUGUGAUCGUGAGUCAUCUGUACUGUUACCAUCCAGCCACGCAACAAUAUAACAUAACGCAUUGCUAAAUCGGGAAACUUACAAAUUACACAACAAUCAAGACGCAAGAAAGACAACAAGAAGUUGGAUCUACUACUAAAACGUCUUCAAGAAACCAGGACAUCUUCCCAGGACAGGUGUGGAACCAUACAGUGUCCUCAGAAGACUCCAACUGAUGUCUACAAGAACUGCCAGACCCGCGGAACGAAGGAGUGAAAGAAACGAAGGAAGGAGAGAGAACAUAGGAGGAAGAGAACAGAGCUGAAGUAGUUUAUAUGUCGAUACUCAUGCUAAAAAACGGGAAAGUGCAAUAUAAUCAGAGAGUCAUGGCCAACCAAAGAACAGUACAACUAGUUUAGCCUCGCUGGAACGGAGAGAGAUAUGAUCGCGAGCUGAAAGAACGGACGGUUUUCGAGUGGAAAUCGGGAAAUAAAAUCGAUGACGAUGAAGGCAAAAACGUGCGGCGUACGAGAAGCGAUGGCAGAACAGCUCCUGAAGUACCAGGCGAACCUCCUGAACUGUGAGCGUUUGGCGGCCAUGUUGCAGGGCGGACUGUCCAAGACGCUGCUGAUCGACAGCAGGUCAUUCCUGGAGUAUAACACGUCUCACGUUCUAAACUCUGUCAACAUCUGCUGCUCGAAACUCAUGAAGAGACGUUUGCAGCAGGACAAGGUGUCCAUCCGUGAGGUUCUAAGAAACACCUGCCAAGUUCCAGUAGAGGAGAAAGAGGAGGUGAUAGUGUAUGACCAGUGCACCCAGGACCUGGACGGCCUGUCCACAGAAAACUUCCUCUCUGUGUUGCUGGGAAAACUGUCCGUAGCCUACAAGAAUGUCUCACUGCUCACAGGUGGCUUUAACCAUUUCCAGUCGUGUUUCCCGACCCUGUGUGAGGGCAAGCUGCCGACCUUUAACCUCCCGACCCUGUCCCAGCCCUGCCUGCCGGUUGCUAACGUGGGCCCCACCCGGAUACUGCCAUUCCUGUACCUCGGAUCUCAGAAGGACGUCUUUAACAGGGAGGUUAUGGAGUUCUAUGAGAUAAACUACGUGCUGAACACCAGCGUGACGUGUCCGAAGCCCGACUACGUUCCAGACACCCACUUUCUGCGGAUUCCCGUAAACGACAACUACGCCGAGAGGAUUUUCCCCUGGUUCGACAAAAUCAUCGAGUUCAUCGACAUGGUACGCGAGUCGAACGGCUGUGUGGUGGUGCACUGCAUGGCGGGCGUGUCUCGCUCGGCGACGGCCUGCAUCGCUUUUGUCAUGAAACAUCUGAACCUCAGCUCUGAUGAUGCAUACAGAUACGUGAAGGACAAGAGGCCGUCGAUCUCGCCCAACUUCAACUUCCUCGGGCAGCUGCUGGAGUUCGAGAAACUUCUGACGGAACGACGGGCAGCAUCUGCCGUCAUCGAACAACCCGCAAGGCUCGACCUCCAGGCUAAGGAUUCCAUGGAGGAUCCAGAUGAGAAAGAUUUUCUCUUCUGCGACGUUUUGCUGGACAACAAGUCGAACGAGGCGCGGUGGAAGGAAGAGAGAGACGCCACCUCCCCGUCCCAGACCCACGCGGCCAAAUCACUAAGCAAUACAGCGCCUGUACGGGACAUGCGGCAGGUGAAACGCUCGUUCUCGCUGAACGUGAAACACUGCCUGGAGAUGCCCUACAUCGUACCUGGCUUGUCCACAGGUCUGUGCUUCAACAAGCAGAACCCGAAGUCCGGUACAGAGAAAACGACGAAGGCCGCUGCGGAGCGGAGCGCCGAGAGUUCCGGGAGCGAGUCGGAGCAGGACCAGGUCGAGAUCCUCCACGACUUCAGCCGCGUACGUUUCCGUAGAAACCGCCUGCGGAAGAGUCCCUGCCGUUCCGUCAGCUGUCCGCAGGGCCUCAACCGCAGCCUGCAGUAUAACGAGAACUGCCAGGGGGACCCGGGAGUCCACCGGAAGUUUGAGCUAGACUUUGCGCAGGCCGUUCGGAUGAGCUCCAGUCCAGGGUUUAACUCGCAGUCAGGCCAAACCAACAGGAGCCCAGGGUUUUCUCCAGCGUCAAGCCACGGAAGGAGCCUGCAAUACAACGAGAGUCCCAAGGGGGAGCCGGGAGCACAUCGGAAGUUUGAACUUGACCUACGGAUGAGCUCCAGCCCGGGGUUAAGCUCGAGCAGCUCCGCGUCAAGGAGCUUGCAAUAUAACGAAAACUGCAGGGGGGAGACGGGAACACACCGAAAGUUUGAGCCGGACUCCAGCCCGGGGUUUUCCUCGAGCAGCUCAGCGUCGAGCACGCCGAGUUUGCAUGACCCGGCGGUCGUGUAUCGCCAGCGAAGGUUAGACCUCGACUUCCCGUCUCCGAGUUCCGCGGGGUCGGCGAGCGGAAGUCCUGGUUGCAAUGGAAACCGGAAAAGAAACAGCCGCGGGUUGUACCUGUCCAUCCCGUCGCCGAAUGGUACGGUCCUCGACAAGUGGCGGCAGAGUUUGGACCCGGCGGACGCGGCGGCGCACGACGCCAGCUGCCAGCGACAGUACGAGGAGAACAAACUCCCGCAGCAAGGCCACAGCCAAAACGUCGACAUGAUACCCGUUUCGUAAGAAAACGUCCGUGUGGUACCCGUUUUUCCUGAACUGUACAGACCGACGUUGUUUUAGUGUGUAAAAACAAAAACGUGCUCCGUGUGGUUUGGGUGCAGCUGAAGCGAAACUCAACCAAAAACUGUCGGCUGAAAAAAAAACUCAGUCCUGUUUUUCCAAAGACGGUGUCGGUGUGGUGCCAGCUGCAGGCAGCUGUUGCCACCCCUACAGCCCAAAUGGAUCGACCCAAAACUCAGCAGUCUGGUCAGCCUGUGGACUGCGCCACUCCCUCUCGUAGGGGUGGUCAGCAUGCGGCUGAUUGGUACCUCCCACUGGACGACAAUCUUUGCUUAAGGUCUCUCACCAAGGUAGCGUUCAUACAGCACUUCUGCACCCGGGUCAUAUGGAACGCUGUGGUGAGACCACGUCAUUCUUUUCUUCAACAAACCAAAAAGAGUCUGUUUACGAAGCAAUCGUCUGUUUCUCUCCUUUGUUGCUACCCCGUCCCCCUUGUGUUCCCUUGUUGCAAAUUGUUACAGAGAGGAUUGCUACACGUGGCAACUUCCACCCUUAAUGUGGCAGAUCGACACGGGAAAUCUGCAGCUGCAGGAUAGUAGAUAAAUGUGGCAAUCGAGCUGUGGCAAAAAGCUGAGCUGCAAGCUUCAGCAGGAAAAAAUGAAAGACGGAAAAAAAUGCCAGUGCAAAGUUGUGAAGGAACUCUGACAAGCCAGAGAGAAUGCAGCCAUGUUAUGUUAUGUUUUUCCCGUGCUAUGCAUGACAACAGUUGCCAUGGCCCCGUUACCAUGGGAACGAUUCACACCAGCGUUCCUCGACGUUUGAUAAACCAGGGUUACCCCAGAAAGACUUGUAACCUGAUAGCCAACAUUUGUUGCAUUUUCUAUAGCCAAAAGGGCGGGAAAAAACUUAAAACGCCCGACAGACUUGUGUACAGUUACUGAUGUAAGCUGCAUGCCGUACAUAUUAGGCCAUCCCAGAAACAUGGCCUACACAAGCACGUGGGCAGAACGUACUGCACCUGCGCGAAACCCGUGAUGUAUUGUGCAUAGCACUUCGACAGAACGUCUCAUAUAAGGUCGUAUU
Messenger RNA from Branchiostoma belcheri (Belcher's lancelet), 4124 nucleotides. RefSeq names its product dual specificity protein phosphatase 16-like. Gene Ontology annotation, biological process: protein dephosphorylation; negative regulation of MAPK cascade. The record is from RefSeq and is a predicted model, not a curated record. Gene Ontology annotation, molecular function: MAP kinase tyrosine/serine/threonine phosphatase activity; protein tyrosine/threonine phosphatase activity. Lineage: Eukaryota; Metazoa; Chordata; Leptocardii; Amphioxiformes; Branchiostomatidae. Bases 909 to 3044 code for a protein of 711 amino acids. The transcript is spliced from 9 exons. Gene Ontology annotation, cellular component: cytoplasm.